Eurytemora carolleeae is the source of this 432-nucleotide messenger RNA. RefSeq lists its product as uncharacterized. Bases 1 to 432 code for a protein of 143 amino acids. The record is from RefSeq and is a predicted model, not a curated record. The transcript has a single exon. Lineage: Eukaryota; Metazoa; Arthropoda; Copepoda; Calanoida; Temoridae.
AUGGCUAAAGCAAAUGCUGUAUUCAUGAAAUUGCCCCAAUUCUGGGCUGCCGGAGCCAACAUAUGGUUUGCACAGGCUAAAUUACAGUUUGUACUCAGGAAUAUUACUGCAGAGAUCACUAAAUAUCAUCACCUUCUAGCAGCUCUUCAGAAUGAUGUAGCUAUUACUCUAACAGAUUUUUUUGAACAUGUUCCUGAUGAAAAUCCAUACACUGCUCUGAAACUCCGUCUUUUGAAGAAAUAUACCCAUACUGAUCUCGAGAAAGCUGAAAUGAUACGCUCUAUGCCUGGUAUUGGAGAUCGUAAACCAUCUGAUCUUAUGGAUUCAAUGUUGGCUCUGUGUCCUACUGGACAUACAAUGUCUCCUCUGUUUUUGAACGAAUAUAAUCUUCACAACAUUCAACUUUUUAACUUCCUGUGCCUGUUCAAAUGA